Closterium sp. NIES-65 is the source of this 798-nucleotide messenger RNA. The record is from the annotation of a GenBank genome assembly. Lineage: Eukaryota; Viridiplantae; Streptophyta; Zygnematophyceae; Desmidiales; Closteriaceae.
AUGAAGCCCGCCCUGCAGCUCGUUCCGUACGAUCCGGUGGGAUCUGGCGCCGGAAUCACCGGCUUCAACGGCGGCACCUACCUGAUCGCCAUCUCCGACGACCCCAUGUCCUCCACGCAGGAGGCCAGCGCUCCCCCCAAGAUCACCGUGCCGCUCUGCGUCUCCACCUUCAGCUUCUUCGUCAACGGCAAGGCCGGCGUCACGCUGACGGCGGCGCAGACGUACGCGAUCUACAGCGGCGCCACGACCGCGUGGUCGGGCGUUCCCGGCGCGGCCGGCAAGGUUGCGGGCGCCAUCACCCCCAUGGCGCGCAACGGCAAGUCUGGCAGUACCGCGAUCGUGAAGACCCUGCUCACCAAGGUGGAGGGCACGCAUUCCAUGUGCGACGCCGUGCUCAAGACCAAGGGCGCCAUUGGCUACGCGUUCACCGGCGGCUGCAGCGUCGUUCCGAACAAGCGCGUGGUCGCUGCUCUCAAGAACGCCAAUGGCCUGGCAGUCGCGCCUCCGUCAAGGAACCCUGCGCUUGCCAUCCCCACCACCCCUCCCGCCGCGCCCGACGCGUCGUUGGCGAGUGUGGACUUUAUCUGGAAAGCCGGAGCCAAGACGCCUCCCAUGGUGUCCAUGGAGUUUGCUUUCAUCAAGAAGUCGCUCUCUGGCGCAACCGGGAGAAUUUCCAGGGCGUUCAUGCAGUUCAUGGUCGGCAAGGUGUCCAAGGGUGCGUAUGGGUUCAAGGCGGUGCCUCCUGCUUGGCUGAACCCGUCCGUGACCAUGGUUAACAAGAUUGUUGUUGGCGCGUAG